AUGUCGCUCCAAUCGCAGAGUCCCACGCCCAAGCAAUUGGAUGCAUCUAAGAUUUCUCUGGUCAGAUCCUCAAAUGAGCGUCCGAUCCCCCAACAUGGCUCCAAAGAGUUAUGGGCGCAAAACAUGUGCUCCGACCACAUCGCACCCUUGAUCCGGCCCUUUGGCAACCUGUCCAUCUCGCCGGCUGCAUCUUGUCUCAACUAUGCCACACAAUGCUUCGAGGGCAUGAAAGUCUAUCGUGGCUUUAAUGGCAAGCUGAGGCUCUUCAGGCCAGACUGUAACGCCAAGAGGUUGGUUUCCAGUGCCCAGCGCGCAGCUUUGCCGUCGUUCGAUGAGGGUGCGCUGAUGUGUAACACAGGAUGGCUUCCCAAAGAAGCCGCCGGUCGAUUCCUAUACAUUCGGCCUUCCCUAGUCGGAACCGACGAGCAAAUCGAGGCAACACUCUACAUCAUCAUGUUCCCCUGGCCAGACUUCUCCACCGAGACUCCUCCGGGCAUCAUUCGUUCGAGGCUCGGUCCGCGACUUUGUGUUUCCGCCGGGGACACCAUCCGAGCCUGGCCGGGAGGAUUUGGGUAUGCCAAAGUCGGAGCCAACUACGGCACGACCUUUCGAGCCCAUGGACAAGCUCUCAGCUUGGGCUUUGACCAAAUUCUAUGGAUUUUUGGACCCGAUUGUCUGAUCACGGAAGCCGGGGCCAGCAACUUCUUUGCCGUUAUUAGGAACGCGGCGACGAACCGGACAGAGCUCCUCAAAGCGCCGCUUACGGAGAACUUGAUAUUGGAUGGAGUCACUAAGCGGUCUGUUUUGGAGUUGUUUCGGUCAAGGUUGUCUGAUGAGUUAGGGAUUGUAGAGAGGAACUUUACGAUGCAUGAGCUGAUAGAGGACGGCCGGCUCCUCGAGACGUUCGUGUCUGGGACUGUUUUCUUCAUUACGGCGGUCUUUUUGAUUCAUUUCCUAGGCCGUGAUCUCCUGAUGCCUGAUGUUGACGAGCAAAACACGAAAUGUUAUGCCUCUGCUAUCAAGGGAUGGCUUAGGGGGAUACAAUACGGCGAGGAGGAUCAUGAAUGGCGAGUAGUCAUUGAUGAGGGUUUGGAGAAUGCAUCUCAGUAG
Colletotrichum godetiae is the source of this 1110-nucleotide messenger RNA. RefSeq names its product aminotransferase. NCBI's taxonomy places the organism in Eukaryota, Fungi, Ascomycota, Sordariomycetes, Glomerellales, Glomerellaceae. Bases 1 to 1110 code for a protein of 369 amino acids. The record is from RefSeq and is a predicted model, not a curated record. Gene Ontology annotation, molecular function: branched-chain-amino-acid:2-oxoglutarate transaminase activity. Gene Ontology annotation, biological process: L-leucine biosynthetic process; L-valine biosynthetic process. The transcript is spliced from 5 exons. Gene Ontology annotation, cellular component: mitochondrion.